AUGAGCUACUUACUGGUACAAUUGGGUGUAAACGGUCUUGAGUUUCAAGCUCGCUCUUCGCUAGAAGGCAUCGCACAAAGCCCUGAAGAAGCAACAGAGCAUGUACUCAUAUUGCAUACAUCUGAUACGGUCUCGCCUACAGCGGAUUGCAGCGCUAGAGCCUUUAUGAAGCUAGGGAUUGGCAAUGCAGAAGACACCACUGACAUCUCACGCAAGCUGGCCAACUAUGACGCCCCGUCCGUGCAUGCACUCCCGAGCGAAAUUCAUGGAAGAGGCUCAAAUUCUUGA
Molecule: messenger RNA, 288 nt
Organism: Sparassis crispa
Lineage: Eukaryota; Fungi; Basidiomycota; Agaricomycetes; Polyporales; Sparassidaceae
Exons: 3
Coding region: 1-288 (95 amino acids)
Source: RefSeq, a predicted model, not a curated record